Messenger RNA from Aspergillus heteromorphus CBS 117.55, 2876 nucleotides. Its product is annotated as RNA-processing protein PTA1. The record is from RefSeq and is a predicted model, not a curated record. Lineage: Eukaryota; Fungi; Ascomycota; Eurotiomycetes; Eurotiales; Aspergillaceae. The transcript has 8 exons. Gene Ontology annotation, cellular component: mRNA cleavage and polyadenylation specificity factor complex. The coding region runs from base 225 to 2576 and encodes 783 amino acids.
CCCCCCGGGUUUUCCACUUCUCCCCCUCUCCCACCCGCUAUAUGCGCCUCGUGGGCACAUCACCUAGCCGUCACAUCAUAAGCCCGGUGCUUGCGGCAGCACCUUCUGCGUAGACCAGUUCAACCAACACAAACACCGUCACCUCGGGCGACGCAUCCCGUCUCCCGAGCUCGUUCGUUCGCCAUCCGCGUCGUCGGCCCAACCGGCCAUUGAAUCGAGUCGUAAUGGCUCAGUCGUCCGAUCACCUCGUCGACCAGAUCGCGCAGCUCAAUGCCGCCCGGAACCUCGUCCUGGGGGAUGCCGCCUUCUACCCGCAGAUUGUGAACGGAGUCCUGCCGCUCAUCGGCGCCACCGCGCGGGUGGAGCUGCGGCGAUGGGGGACCGAGUUCCUGGCCGAGACCUUCGCCAGUCCCGCGCUGGCUACGUCCCAGAAGGAGCAGCUGGCCCCGAGAGUGCUGCAGACAUUACGGGAGAUACUGGAGUUGCCGGAGGGGGAUCCCUUGGUCUUGAAACAGAUAGUGCAGAACGCCGCCAGCUUGUAUCCGCUGGUGUUUAGGCAUAUUGUCAAUCACCCGGAUGAUGGCGCGGUCUGGGAGAACAUGACCGCCGUCAAGCAGGAUAUCCUACGCCGAUGGGACGCCUUCCCGUUCGCCGUCAAGAUCCUGUGUAUCAAAUUCGUCCAGCGGGUCGUGCAGGUGCAAACGCAUGGCUCGAUCUCGGACCCUAGACGCCCGGAACAGAACGAGACCUCGUUAGCCAUCGUGCCUCGCACCCAUGCCGUCCUUUCCCUCCCGAACCUGGAGGCAGAAGCUUCGGGCUUGCUAGAUCGACUCCUGGCCGUCUUCCAGGAGGACUCGAGUGACCCUCUCUUCGUCAACGCGACAUUGAACUGCCUGGCAGUCCUCAUUCGAACCCGCCAGUCCAUUGGCAACAAGAUCAUCAACGCGAUCAUGAACUUCCUCCCCGCGCGACAAGUCCGACCUCCGAUUACCCCUUCGAUCCGCGUGGGUGUCAAGUCGAUGGAACGGACCGCCCGAGCGGUCAUGGUCAAUAUAAUGAAGAGGAACCCGAAUCACCCCCUGGUGGGUAAGAUGCAGCAGUACAUCGAUCGGUUGAUGCAGUCCCGCCUGGAAGUCGUCGAUGACGCCUCGCGGAAGCGUGGCUUGCCCGUUGAACCCACGGACGGACUGGAUCACGCCAAACGGGCGAGACUGGGCGUGGAAACACCGCCCUUGGUCAAGGUGCCCCCGUUGCCCCCGGGCCCGAUCAGCUAUGCACAGCUCUUCACCCUGACCGAGGAUGCUGGGCUAUCGUCAUUCGACGUGAAGCAGUUGCCCCCGGAUCUCCUGGUCAAGAUCGUGGUUCCUCUGCUAGCCCGUGUCGACCAGUCGAUGAUGAACCAGUCGGUCGAGGCUAUACGCGGGCGCUACCAAACCAUUCAAAAGCAACAAGCUGCCCAGCAAAAACAAGCUGCUGCUGCUGCUGCUGCCGCCGCCGCCGCCGCCGCAGCACCUGUCGACGAUGACGACGAUGACUACGAACCCGAGUACCAGCCCAUGGAUAUUCCAGAGCCCGUAGCGGAGCAGGAGGAUGCCGUGCCGACCGAAGUGGCGGACCUCCAACCGGACCUCGUCUCUUUAGGGCCGUUUGUGCUACCCCAGCCUCCACCGCUAACAGAAGAUGAGGCCGCAGACAUUGGCCGGAGUGCAGUGGGAAGGGUAUUCGGCAUGCUGGCGUCUACCGGGGUGACCCCCACCCCGGCGAAGGGGAAGAGCCAACAGCAGUUAGGCUUCGCUCGACUGGCCGGGAGCACUUUCGAUCGAGACGCCUGGGUGACCCUCCUCACCAGACUUGCCACGAGAGCACCAGCUGGCCUGGAACCGAGAGCCGUGAAAUCCGAGCAGGAGCGGGGAAAGCCUACGAUAUCGGACUCCAUCCGAGAAACCCUCUAUCGGUAUAUCCUCGAAGACUUCCGGGGGCGGGUGAAUGUGGGCAUCAUGUGGCUCAACGAGGAAUGGUACAACGACCGCAUACAGAUGCAGUUCACUGCGUCUCAACGGACCGAGGAGGACGAGGACGUCACGGUGCCCUUGCAUUAUGAUCACUGGGUCCUGCGGCUUCUGGAUGGGUUUCUGCCCUACCUCGACUCCAGGGAUACCAAGAUCUUCAUCCGAUUCCUCAGCGAGAUCCCCGAGGUGACGAUCCCGAUCACGAAGCGAGUGGCCAGCCUGGCGAAGGACCCGGAGCGAGUGAACCUGUGUGUUCAGUCUUUACUAUAUCUGAUCAUGUUCCGACCCCCGGCGCGGGAGAUGUGUCUCAACGCCGUCGAGGAUGUCUACCAAACCUACGAGGAAUCCCGUCCCGCAGCCGGCAAAGUCCUCGCCAGGUGGCGUCCCCAGAAACCCCAAGAAGACCAACAACCCCCACAACAACUACAAACCCAGCCGCAGCCCCAAGACCAACAGCAACAAGAAGAAACCAUUCUAGCCUCCCGUACCGUCGCGCCCGAAUCCGCCACCAACAACACCUCCCUCGCCAACGGCACGGACGGAAUCCACGCCGCAGCCCGCCGAUGAAGCCACCACCUCUGCCACCUAAGCGAGUCGCAUCGAAUCCACCUACCUACUCCAACUACUUACCUAGUUGUUUGACGAGGUCGUGUAACUAGUUAGUUGUUUUUGUAUUUUCCUUUUCGAGAAUCCUUUCUCUCCCUCAUUUGUUUUUCUCUUAAGAGUGGGCAGAGAGAACGAGGAAGGGAGGGAAGGUGGACGAUGAGAUUCCCAUGAAUGAUUCCCCUGAAUGUUGUGACUAGACAGACAGUGAUGUAUUCUAUCUAUCUAUCUAUCGGAUACCUACCUGGUUUAUAUGAAUCUAGG